Messenger RNA from Mya arenaria, 1300 nucleotides. RefSeq lists its product as uncharacterized. NCBI's taxonomy places the organism in Eukaryota, Metazoa, Mollusca, Bivalvia, Myida, Myidae. The transcript has 5 exons. The record is from RefSeq and is a predicted model, not a curated record. Bases 50 to 1261 code for a protein of 403 amino acids.
AUUUAACCAGUUGACUAUAUUUUUGUUAUAAUAUACAUACUUGUUAGAAAUGUCAUUCUUAUCAGAAACGAUUGAUUUAAGUAGUCUGACAACCGAGUCGGACAAAGAAUUUGAUGAAGAUUACAUUGGUGGAAUAGCAGACGAAAAUUGGACAAAAACUCAGUUAAAAGUCAUUGACAGACACAAAAGUAAAGGGGCCUUGGCUGAAGCCCAUCUUGGACCAGUGAGCGAAAGAAGUGUUGACAAAUUUAAGAGAAACAUUGGGAAGCUGAAAGCCCUGAAAAAUUAUGCUCCUGUUUUUGGAAAUUUUAUGCAGAAGUAUGCUGCAGUUAACAUUGGUUCUGAGACAAUAGCAAAGGCCUGGAUGAGAGUUACGGAAACGGAAGGGAAAAAUGGUUUUUAUCUAUCUUCAUCGAUUGUCACUUGGGAGAAGAGACUGAGGGCCAAGCUAAAAAAGUCCCAGCUUAUACGGGAGGAGUAUAAACAGAGGGAGUAUGCUGUGCUCGCCCAGGGCUUGUGUCUUCUAGACGACCACAUGUCAUCCAUCACUGGACAGAGUCGGUCUUUCCAACUUGCCGAACGUGUGGACAGAAUUUUCCAGAGGGAAUGGCAACAGUUUUUCGCUGCGGCACGUCAAAAACUGCCCAGUCAGAUCUCAAACAGGGAGAUUGUGAUAUGUCUUAGAGAUAUCUUGAAGUUCUGUUACAAGUUCUGCAUAGAUAUUUCAAAGAUACAAAGAGAGGCUAUCCAGUACAUAGUUCUCCUAGUCCCAGCCCCUGGUGGAGCAGGUACUGAUUCAAGGGAAGUAACUCCUGUUAGAAUAAAUCAGGGUAUGGAGCUCACUGUUAAGGAGCUACUAGUGUCUGCCACAUCCAAGAUAUUUCCGGUAGUGUUUCAGGAAAUGAAACAGCGUAUCAAUACAGAGAAAGACCUGGACCUUCUCAUUCAUUUGUGGCAAAACUGGAAACCCCCCAUUGUAGCCUACCUGAAAAAAUGUACUGAAAUAUGCUGGUAUCUACAGACACAACAGCCUGCAAUAGCCCUCGACUUUAGUGGGAAAACUCCGCGGCACUUCACAAAUUACACAGAGGAGUCGGAGGAUCUGGAUUUUGUUAUCUGGCCAGCAGUGUUACUCAGUGAGGAUGGACUUAUGAUAUCUAAGGGCACAGCACAGUAUUUGAGCUUUCCUGCAGAUGCUAGAGACACUGCUAAGAAACAUACUUGGGAAGAUGACCACAUCUAUUACUAUACAACUGACUAAUAUUUUAGAUCAUAGACAUGUGUAUGGCUAAGAUGUGAA